GAGAGUAUGAAACUUCAAACUUAUCCAUUGGAAGAUCUAUAAAAGCAGAGCAGACCUCAAUCAGAGAGAGCAGAGCAGCCAUUUAAGCAGCAUAGCAGAAUACAGAUACAGAGAGUCAGAAAUAGGGUAAGGUGAAUUCAUUGAUUCUAGCUGGUGUGACUCCAUAGCAGGAAGAACCAUCAUCAUUCAAAUUUACUGUAUCAUCAUACCUAAAUUCAUUUCACGGAGCAUCUCAAUCUCCGUUCCUCUAUAUAUUCACCAGUCUCUGUGUAUGAAUUCGUGACCAAUUUCGCUAUGGCGGCAUCGAACAGCUAUUUCACGACGAGGUCCAACUACCGCUUCCUCCCGGCGGCCGACUGCGACGCCCCAAUCUCCGCCGACUCCAUGUUCGAGCUCGACGAGUCCGACGUCUGGAGCACCGGCCGGCGCGCCUCUCCGGAACCGCGGAAGGCAAUUUCGAGCUCUCGGAUCUCCAGGAGAUCGUCCGCCGCAGGCGGCGGGGGUUUUGUAGGCGGCGGCGUUUCAUCGGGGUCUCUGCCGGUGAACGUGCCGGACUGGUCGAAGAUUCUCAAGGACGAGUACAGGGAGAACCGGCAGCGGGACAGCGACGAUGACGUGGAGGAGGAGGACGGCGGCGAUCGGAUUCCGCCGCAUGAGUUGGUGAGGCAGCAGUUGGCGAGGUCCAGGAUCGCCUCCUUCUCGGUGCACGAAGGCGUAGGGCGCACCCUCAAGGGAAGAGACCUGAGUAGGGUCCGCAACGCGAUUUGGAAGAAAACCGGUUUCGAAGAUUGAGAAAUCUAUUCCACUAACAUCAUCUCUAAGGAAGCUAGGAAUUUUCCAUUUUUUUGUUUAAUUUUCAAAAUUUCCGCUUCCAUAUUUUGUUUUUUCUCUCUAUUUUAAAUCCGUAUAAAUCAAUGCUGUUAUGGGUGAAAAUGAAAUGUAUUAACAUGCAUGCUAUCCAUGCGUUAUGAAGUUAACAUUAUAAAUUAAAUCAGUUCUAUCAUCCCUAUGGUGGAAACUUGAUUUUACCAUUUUGGGAAUGAGUAUUUAUUAUAAAUUGUACUUACUGAUAUAUAUCCUCUGUAUUUAAUAAAUAAUCUGAAUAGUUAUUUCUAUUCAGAGAAAAUGACUUAAAA
This is a messenger RNA of Cuscuta europaea, 1136 nucleotides long. The record is from the annotation of a GenBank genome assembly. Lineage: Eukaryota; Viridiplantae; Streptophyta; Magnoliopsida; Solanales; Convolvulaceae.